CGACAUCGGAUGUGAAGUGGCACGCGAGGUGAGGGCUGGGUGCGCAGACGCAGGCUGUAGCCGCAGUAGUGGACCGACGAGCGCACGCGUUGCUCGCCACGAGUUCGCGUCGGCGUCGUGAGUGCUUUCAAAACCGUUCAGUGCCGUAUUUGAAGCAAAGUGAAGUUACUACAGCAAGAUGAAGUUCCACAUCAAAAUAUUUGAUAUCGUGCCAGCGCGGUUCAACAUCGCCCUAAUGAUGUUCUUUGCGUGCUGGGUCAACUACAUGAUGCGAGUCAACAUGAGCGUCAAUAUCAUCGCCAUGGUGCCUGAUGACAAGAACUCCACGUCAGUGAAAUCAGAAUGCGAAGCCAUAGUGACGGACGACAGCGCUCUGCUAGACAAUGUCACAACAAUGAUCACCAAGCGGCAGCUGCGUCAGCCGGACGGAAUGAUAACAUUCGAUUGGACGACGCAGCAGCAGGCCUAUGUACUCUCAGGGUACUUUUGGGGCUACGCCAUCACUUGUUUGGUGGGGGGCACGGCGGCAGAGCUAUGGGGGCCCAGGAAAGUGGUGUUCCUUACAAUGCUGCUCAGCGCCCUUCUGACUACGCUGACCCCUCAAGCUGCAAGAUUGCACUACUUGGUGCUGGUCGCGACUAGAUUCGUCAUGGGACUGGCGGCAGGUUUCCUGUUUCCCGCCCUCCACGCGCUCGUGGCGCACUGGGCCCCGCCCGCGGAGAAGGGCAAGUUCGUGAGCGCGCUGCUAGGUGGCGCCAUCGGCACAGUGGUCACCUGGUCGCUCACUGGACCCCUUAUCGAGAACUACGGCUGGGACUACGCUUUUUAUAUUCCAGGAGCCAUCGCUUUCGUCUGGUGUGUGGCGUGGUGGGCUUUAGUGUACGACUCGCCAGUGCAGCACCCGCGCAUAUCCGACAAGGAACAGAAGUACAUUCUCGAAGCAAUCGGCGAUAAAGUGCAGCAAACCUCACAUAAUAAGGUCGUGCCCCCAUUCAAGAGCAUCCUCACCUCAUUCCCAUUCCUAGCGAUGGUGAUCCUCCACUACGGGAGCAACUGGGGCCUCUACUUCGUGAUGACUGCCGCACCCAAGUUUGUGUCGAGCGCGCUAGGCUUCAACCUGACGUCCACUGGCACGCUGGCGUCGCUACCGUACCUCGCUAGGAUGAUCUUCUCGUUGGUCUUUGGUGCUAUUGGCGAUAGAAUCGUGAAACAGAACGUGGUAUCAACAACCUUCAUGCGAAAAUUCUUCUGUCUCUUCUCCCACGUACUACCUGGUCUCCUACUAAUCGGCCUCGGCUAUACUGGCUGCGCACCUGUCCUCUCUGUCGCACUCAUUACGUUCUCCAUGGGUUCGAAUGGGGCAGCAACACUCACGAACCUGGUGAACCAUCAAGACUUGGCUCCGAACUACGCGGGGACGCUGUAUGGGAUCGCGAAUGGAAUUGGAAAUACUGCUGGAUUCGUGACGCCAUUAGUGACAGCGCAUUUCACUAAGAGUGGGAACGGCUUCUCAGAAUGGCGGCCCGUGUUCAUGACCGGCGCUUCGUUGUACAUCGCUUCGGCACUCUACUUCAUCUUGUUCGGCACCGGGGAAACGCAGGAAUGGAACUAUGUACCUGUUGUUGAAGAGGAGGAGAGAGAUAAACGGCCGGGCGCGAAUUCUAAUGAUAGUACUGUUACUAUUCCUGUUAAAUCAUAGAUACGUGACUAGGUAAGUGUU
Leguminivora glycinivorella is the source of this 1720-nucleotide messenger RNA. RefSeq lists its product as uncharacterized. Gene Ontology annotation, cellular component: plasma membrane. Gene Ontology annotation, molecular function: transmembrane transporter activity. Lineage: Eukaryota; Metazoa; Arthropoda; Insecta; Lepidoptera; Tortricidae. Gene Ontology annotation, biological process: monoatomic anion transport; transmembrane transport. The transcript is spliced from 9 exons. Bases 179 to 1699 code for a protein of 506 amino acids. The record is from RefSeq and is a predicted model, not a curated record.